AGACUAUUGAGGGCGCCCUUCUUCUGCACAUCAAAUUAUUUUGAUGAUGGCGCGGUGGCGGGGAACUGGCUGUGUUUUUGAAUGAUAAACUGAUGAUAAAUAGUCGAUCAGGAAAACAUUCGCACAUUCAUGGAUAAGCUUUGGGAGAAAGCAUUCACUAAUAUGGGCAUCCCAUAUUACAUCAAUCACAUGUCGGAGAGGACGCAGUGGGAUCACCCAGAGUUUAUCAAAGCCCUGAGAAUGCUAGAUGAGAUGAGUAACAUCCAACUUGCCGAGUACAGAGCUGCUAUGAAGCUGAGAAUGCUGCAGAAACAGCUCAACUUGGAUUUGGUUGACAUAUCUACGAUCAGUUCAUCUUUUGACCAACAUGGCUUCCGACAUCACAAUGACAUCGUUCUGGACGUUGUUCAGUUACGCAGCAUUAUCUAUGAGGUGUUCUACGUCACUUACUCCCGUAGACAUAGCAGCAUGGUGGAUGUUGGGAGUAGUACUGAUCUAGUGUUGAACUGGAUAUACAAUCUCUAUGAUAUGGGUCGGACUGGAUGUGUCAAGGUGCUGUCAGCCAAGAUUUGCAUGGUAGCGCUCUGCUCAAGCAAACUGACCGAGAAAUACCAGUACUGGUACCAGCAACUGACUGACCGAGCAGGGGGCAUCAGUCGACGGAAUGUGACAGCCUUCCUUCAAGAUCUCAUCAGGAUAACAGAGUUGAUCAAUGAAAGUGCUACUUUAGGGAGAAAUGCCGGCGCAGCAGUCAACAGCUGUUUUGCUACUGUGAUUGGAACGACCGUCUCCCACGACAGGUACAUGAGCUGGCUGAUGGCCGAACCCCAAACCAUCGCCUGGUUACCCACAAUGCACCGCUUGGCAGCUUCUGAGAACAUGAGACAUGAAGCUAAGUGCAACAUCUGCAAGAUGCUUCCCAUCAUCGGCCUUCGCUUCAGGUGCCUCAAGUGUCUCAACUACGACAUGUGUCAAGAUUGUUUCUUUGUCGGCAUGACAACCAAGAAGCACAAGCUCUCGCAUCCAACUCAAGAAUACAUCUUUGGGACUUCCUCAAAGGAGGACCUGCGAGCCUUUGCCAAGACGAUACGCAACAAGCUGAGCAAGAAACAUGGCCGCGGUGUCGGACACAAGUACCUGCCCAUAGAUGACAGUGAUGCAGAUUCCUAUAGUUACAGUGACCCCUUAAUGAGGAAGAUUGACAUGCACUCUCGUCUGGGUCACAUCCCUGAAAAAUUAGCAGCAGUUGAAGACAUGAAACCAGCCGUGCCACCUUCCAUCACACCCACCCCCUCCCCCGAUAGCUGGACACGCCCAUCCGAUGCAUCCCCUGAGUCUGGUAGGUCAUCAUCCAAAGGUCAAAGGUCAUCUGCUGAUCGGUCCAAAGAACGUAGAGACCUGGAGGAUUUGAUUGAUGUACUGGAACUGGAAAAUGAGGAGCUCAUCAAAGACAUAGAACAGCUGGUCAGGAAACGGAUGGCACCAACGGAUGACAGUGACCCCAAUGGAGACGAUGAUGUUGAUGGUAACCUUGGUGACGAUGAUGGUGGUAACUAUGGCGAUGGGUCCGGUGACAACGAGGCAUCGGAUGCUGAGGCUGAGAUGAUCCGAGCCAAGCAGGAAAUGCUGGAGGAACAGAACCGACAGCUGGAGAUACAGCUGAGAACACUCAAGCAACUCCUGAAGCAGAAACAAACUGCCACAAAAACCAGUCAAUCCAUGUAUGUGCCAAAUCGCUCAGCUCCACCCCCUCAUUAUCAUGCUCCUCCCACAAAUGACCUACUUGAUCAGACGGCUCCACCUAGAUUACCAUAUCACCAUGCCAUCAACCAAUCACAACGCAGCAUUGGUUUGACUGAUAAUGAACAUGCUAAUGUAUUCAUACCUGCAACUCCUGAUGAUGCAGUGGUUGACCGAUCAGCCGGAGCUGUGAUGAAUAAUGACAGUUAUAGACCCCGCCCACCCAAUAUGAUCAACCAAUCACCAUUGGAUGCAACCACAAGUGAUAGUAUUAGUGUACACCCACCUGUAAAGUUGGACCAAUCAGCGAUGACACCAGGGACUUACCAACAUCAACUAACCAAUCAGACCAUGACUCCAGGGUUGAGUGACAGCACCAUGCCCCGCCCACUUUACCCUCACAACCAAUCAGCAAUGACUCCAGGCACAUUUGCAUCCAGGAGGCUCCUCCCAGCCCAUUUGACUGACCAAUCAACGGUGAUGUUUCCCAACUUGUCUGCUUCAAGGAUGUUUCCUCCUGAAGAGGCAGAGAUGAACGAGAUUUUGCAGCGACUGAAUGAUGCCUAUCCAACUAGUCCACAUGAUGAGCCCUCCUCCCCCGAGUUGAAGCCCCGCCCCUCCUACAAGCCAGCUCCUACCUUCAUGCGAACUAGACGCCCUCAUGGAACACGUGAUAAUCCAAAGGACAUGCUUGAUGCUGUGGCUCGCAUCGGCGAUGCCAUGUCAACGCUUGUUGCCAGGGUAACCGACAGGCCAUCUGGGAUGUAAAAAUCCACUCUGAUUGGUUGAACCAACCAGUCUUGUCAUACAAGGAUUUUAAAGCUAUAGUCCAUCAUUUGUAAUUAGUGCAUUU
This is a messenger RNA of Patiria miniata (bat star), 2593 nucleotides long. RefSeq names its product dystrophin-like. Gene Ontology annotation, biological process: synaptic signaling. Gene Ontology annotation, molecular function: zinc ion binding; protein binding. Gene Ontology annotation, cellular component: plasma membrane. Lineage: Eukaryota; Metazoa; Echinodermata; Asteroidea; Valvatida; Asterinidae. The transcript is spliced from 17 exons. Bases 130 to 2508 code for a protein of 792 amino acids. The record is from RefSeq and is a predicted model, not a curated record.